UUGUGGUGAGAUGCAUAAGCCUGCCUUAGGACUAUAUUUUAAAAGAUCUUUUUUAACAAAUCCAUUAUUUCUUACAAUGAUAUUAUUCCUAUUUACAACGUUAGUGGUUGGGAGCUAUAUGAUCAUCUGUUCAGGAAAUCCCACAGACUUAAAGUAUGUCGUUGUAAUUGAUGCUGGUUCAACGGGUAGUAAAGCAACAACGUAUAAAUUCCAUAUUAGCCGUAAAACGGAACAUUUCACUUUAGAUGACAAAGAAAUAUUUGAAAAAGUAACUCCAGGACUUGAUACUUUUGCUAACAAUCCAAAUGAGGGCGCUCAAAGUAUUGAAAAACUUUUGGAAAUUGUAAAGGAAAAACUUCAACUUUCGUCGGAUGUGUUGUCAAACACUCCGAUAGCAUUGGCAGGAACGGGUGGUCUUAGAAGUCUGAAAUCUGAACAAGCCAACACACUACUAGAAGAAGCUGAUAAGACGUUGAAGAAGUCUGGAUUUUCCGUCAAAGAUGAUGCUGUCACAAUUUUGAGUGGUGACGACGAAGGAAUAUUUUCAUGGUUUACUACUAAUAUUCUAUUAGACCGCUUAGGUACUGAGAAUACAGUGGCCGCUCUUGAUUUGGGUGGGUCUAGUACACAAGUGACAUUUCCAUUGAAAGAAAAGAGCAAUGAUCACACGUUAGCCGAUCAUAUUUUCACGGUGGAAACCUCAUCACCCGAAGACAAAAUGGAUUUAUUUUCUAUCAGUUAUUCGAAUUUGGGUAGAAAAUAUUUUGGAAAUGCUGUUUUCGGCCAUGGUAAUUCGGAUGAAGCUACAGAUUGGUAUAGUGUUUGUAUUCAUCCCGAUAGCAAACCAUAUAAAAUCGAAUUGGACACCACAUCACAUAAUGUCUAUGGAAUUCCCAAUAAUCUUUCAACUGUCGAUAUUGCUGCAUGUAUGAAUCUAGUGGAAGAAAAGAUGUCAACUUUACUUACACCAAAACCCACCCCGUUAAAAAAUGUCACUGAAAUCUUCGCAUUCUCUGGAUUUUUCAAAGUAAUCAAUGCAGCUGGAUUGAUUGAUCCUGAAGAAGGCGGCCAAGCAUCUUUAGAUGUUAUAUUAUCAACUGCAGUUAAAGAAUGUAGUAUUGCAAAUGACGAGAAUCCAAUCUUAUGCCUCAAUUUAAUUUACGUUUAUGUUUUACUGCACGAUGGAUAUGAACUGAAACCAGAAACAAGAGUCAAUUUCCAUCUGAAAUUAAAGGGUCACUAUAUCUCAUGGGCUCUCGGUUUUGCAUAUGAUCAAUUGACUGGUAUAAGGCGAACAAAGAAAAUAGACAACAAAUAGAAUUAAUUCUUAAUUAAUAAUUAUUAUCAGCAUGCCCAAAUUGUAACUAUAUUUAUUGUAUUCUAAAUAUUGCAUUAAACAAAAUGUUAUUUGAAAUUGCAAUCAAAACGAAUUUGAUAUGCAAGUUUUGAAAUAGACACAACUGUAGUA
Contarinia nasturtii (swede midge) is the source of this 1468-nucleotide messenger RNA. RefSeq names its product ectonucleoside triphosphate diphosphohydrolase 5-like. The transcript is spliced from 8 exons. The coding region runs from base 11 to 1318 and encodes 435 amino acids. Gene Ontology annotation, molecular function: GDP phosphatase activity; UDP phosphatase activity. Lineage: Eukaryota; Metazoa; Arthropoda; Insecta; Diptera; Cecidomyiidae. Gene Ontology annotation, cellular component: membrane. Gene Ontology annotation, biological process: nucleoside diphosphate catabolic process. The record is from RefSeq and is a predicted model, not a curated record.